This is a messenger RNA of Camellia sinensis, 1248 nucleotides long. The record is from RefSeq and is a predicted model, not a curated record. Lineage: Eukaryota; Viridiplantae; Streptophyta; Magnoliopsida; Ericales; Theaceae.
AUGGGUGACAAAUGGAGUGGUACACCAGAGUUGCCACUUAAUUACAUAUUCAAUGUUAGUUAUGUUGACAGCAAUGAAGAGUUUUCUGUGAUGUAUGGUCUCACUAAUGCCUCAAUCAUGUCGAUGAUGUUCUUGGAUGAAUCUGGGUAUUUACAACGGAGCACAUGGCAUGAGGACAGUGCUAGAUGGGUCGUGGUCUGGAGUUCGAGUGCACUUGCCUCCCAGGAUAUGAGCCCGUGUCAGCACGUGACUGGUAUUGACGAGAGUUUGAGAAAUUGUUCAUGCUCAGCUUACACUAGUGAAGGAGGAGGCAUUUGCAUCACGUGGUAUGGGAAUUUGACGGAUACAAGAGUGUUCUCUAAUGGGGGAUUGGACUUGUCUAUUGGAGGCAACAUUCAGGUCAAUGAUGAAGAAAAAGUAGAAUUACCUAUCUUUGAUAUCGUCACCAUUAGCAGGGCAACUGACAAGUUUUGUGACACAAAUAAAAUUGGAGAAGGUGGUUUUGGGCCUAUUUACAAGGGUCUGCUAUCAACUGGAAAGGAGAUAGCUGUCAAACAGCUCUCAACUACCUCGAAACAAGGUCUUAAUGAAUUCAAAAGUGAAAUGACUUUGAUUGCCAAACUUCAAUACUGUAAUCUGGUUAUGCUUUUGGGAUGUUGCAUCCAUGGAGAAGAAAGAAUGUUAAUUUACGAGUACAUGCCCAAUGGAAGCUUGGAUUCUCUCAUUUUUGAUUUUGGCCUAGCUAGGACUUUUGGAGGAGAUCAAUCAUCCGCAACAACAAGAAGAGUGGUUGGAACUUAUGGUUACAUGUCACCGGAAUAUGUAAUUGAUGGCCUCUUUUCAAUAAAAUCUGAUGUCUUUAGCUUUGGAGUCAUGAUAUUAGAAAUAUUGAGUGGCAAAAGCAAUAGGCGAUUCCAUCAUCCAGACCAUAAUUUUAACCUUCUUGGGCAUGCAUGGACACUUUGGAUAGAAGGGAAGGCAUGUGAGCUAUUAGAUCCACUGGUGGAGGGUUCAUUUUCAAUGUCAGAAGUACUAAGGUGCAUACAGAUUGGUCUUUUAUGCGUGCAAAAAUGCCCCAAAGAUAGGCCAACUAUAGCUCUUGCUGAUAUUCCCCGUUCGCCGUCGUCGCCUGAUCUCGGCGAACUCGACACUGGUUUCUUUCUGCUGAUUCGUGCCUUUGAUUUUCGUUUUCAUAGAUCUAGGUUUCGGGAUUUGUUUGUAGAACCCACGAUUUUUAGGAGAAACUAA